This is a messenger RNA of Brassica oleracea var. oleracea, 438 nucleotides long. RefSeq lists its product as uncharacterized. NCBI's taxonomy places the organism in Eukaryota, Viridiplantae, Streptophyta, Magnoliopsida, Brassicales, Brassicaceae. The coding region runs from base 1 to 438 and encodes 145 amino acids. The transcript has a single exon. The record is from RefSeq and is a predicted model, not a curated record.
AUGGCGUUUGUCUCAGAAGCUGUAGAAAAUACAGAAGAUGAGUUCGACGAAGAAGCUGUGGAGAGAGACGAAUUUAAAAUCGAGCAAUUGGUUGAGGACUUCGUCAACGAGCCUUCAAUUCUACACGAUGAGGUUCUAGAAAGUGAAAGUGACAGCGAUAACGAGGGUAAAGAGGAUGAGAGAGUUUCGAAACAGAGGUCGACGAACUAUGCGAGGCGUGGUAACGGGACAUUGUACAAAGACCAGAGAUUCUUCAAUGGAGUAGCUUUUAAGGAAUGUGUCCUUGAUUAUGCACUAAAAUCAGGCAGAAACAUUAAACAGUACAGGUACGGUAAAGACAAGAUUGGAUUUAAAUGUGUUGGUGGAGUUAGCGAAGGUGAAGCUUGUGAAUGGAAAGUGUAUGCGUCCAUCUUACCAAGUGCAAUAUAUGGAAAGUAA